GGAUCAGACCAUAGAGUACUUAGCAAUUAGCAUGAAGUUGUUUUUGCUGAAGAGGGUCGAACAAAAGAAAUGCUUCACUGAGCAAAAUAUAGCAUUUCGAUCCCGACACCCCAAAAUCCCUCAGCCCUCUGGCCUCGGCGGCGCUCAAACCUUCGCCGUCCCGCCGUCUCCAAAACCCUCUUACCAUGGCCGCCGCGACAACCGCGGGGGCCGGAGCCGCGACGCCGCAGCCGCCACGGCAGUACAAGCUAGCUCCGCAGAGCGAGCUGCGUGUGGAGGUGCUCCCCGACGCGCCCCUCCGAGUGCGCCUCGUCACUGGCACCGCAGAGAUCUUCGGCACCGAGCUGCCUCCGGAGGGCUGGGUCCCCGUCCCUCCCCGAUCCAAGAUCGCCAUUUUCACCUGGCACGGCGCGACGGUGGAACUGGACGGGGUGAGCGAGAGCGAGUACACGUCUGACGAGACUCCAAUGGUAAUUUAUGUCAACACGCACGCCAUUCUGGAUGCCCGCAGGGCAAGGGCGAGAACAGCCGCAGCUCAGGGGGGCGAUAAGGAGGCAUCACAGGGACCUAGAGUGAUUGUUGUGGGGCCAACAGAUUCUGGAAAAAGUACUCUCUGCAAAAUGCUUCUUAGCUGGGCUGCCAAACUGGGCUGGAAGCCUACGUAUGUCGAUUUAGAUAUUGGCCAGGGAUCUAUAACGAUCCCUGGAUGUAUUUCUGCUACACCAAUUGAGAAACCUAUAGAUAUAAUUGAUGGGAUUCCCUUGGAGAUGCCACUGGUAUACUUCUAUGGUCACCCAAAUCCAAGUAUUAAUGCGGAUGUUUACAAAGUUCUUAUGAAGGAGCUAGCUAAAACAUUGGAGAAACAGUUCUCUGGCAAUGCUGAAUCUAGGGCAGCAGGAAUGGUUAUCAAUACAAUGGGGUGGGUUGAAGGCCUUGGGUAUGAGUUACUUCUCAACGCAAUUGAAACCUUCAAGGCCAAUGUAGUACUGGUACUGGGACAGGAGAAACUCUGGAAGAUGUUGAAAGAUGCAGUUCAAAGCAAGUCCAACAUUGAUGUUGUAAAACUUCAUAAAUCAGAGGGUGUUGUCCUCAGAAAUUCAAAAUAUCGGCAAAGAACGAGAAGCUUCCGAAUCAAGGAAUACUUUUAUGGGAUUGCAAAUGAUCUUGCACCGCACUCAAACAUUGUCAAUUUCAGUGAUGUCUCGGUGUAUAAAAUCGGUGGUGGCCAUCAAGCUCCCCGUUCAGCAUUACCUAUCGGUGCAGAGCCUGUGGCAGAUCCUACUCGACUUGUUGCUGUCAACAUCAGCACGGAUAUGAUCCAUACAGUGCUUGCAAUUUCCUAUGCUAAGGAACCUGAAGAAAUAAUAUCUAGCAAUGUUGCCGGAUUCAUUCAUGUUACUGAUGUUGACAUCCAAAGAAGCUGACGUACAUUGCACCUUGCCCGGGGGACUUGCCAAGCAGGUUGUUGAUCGCGAGUUCACUUACAUGGUAUGAAGCGUGAUCAGUCUAAGUUAGAUGGGCCAUAUGCCCAUACGCAUGUUGUAAAGCCAGGACAUGUGACGUUGGGACUGAGCGUUCGAUGUCUACUGCUAACCAAGAGAAACGAUGCAAGGACAAAUAUCCUGUUCCCUCGUGAUUUACUGUGUUCUCGUUUCUUCUCUUAUUAUA
Messenger RNA from Zea mays, 1668 nucleotides. Its product is annotated as pre-mRNA cleavage complex II protein Clp1. Gene Ontology annotation, cellular component: mRNA cleavage factor complex; nucleus. Gene Ontology annotation, molecular function: polynucleotide 5'-hydroxyl-kinase activity. The coding region runs from base 186 to 1424 and encodes 412 amino acids. Gene Ontology annotation, biological process: mRNA 3'-end processing; tRNA splicing, via endonucleolytic cleavage and ligation. The transcript has 10 exons. The record is from RefSeq and is a predicted model, not a curated record. Lineage: Eukaryota; Viridiplantae; Streptophyta; Magnoliopsida; Poales; Poaceae.